Molecule: messenger RNA, 2494 nt
Organism: Photinus pyralis (common eastern firefly)
Lineage: Eukaryota; Metazoa; Arthropoda; Insecta; Coleoptera; Lampyridae
Product: transcription factor GATA-4-like
Exons: 10
Coding region: 378-1904 (508 amino acids)
Biological process (GO): cell fate commitment; negative regulation of transcription by RNA polymerase II; positive regulation of transcription by RNA polymerase II
Molecular function (GO): DNA-binding transcription factor activity, RNA polymerase II-specific; zinc ion binding; RNA polymerase II cis-regulatory region sequence-specific DNA binding
Source: RefSeq, a predicted model, not a curated record
UUUCAUUAAAUAAAAUGGUCUGGAAUCAGUUGAUAUUCAAAGUUUAGGAUCUUCUCUAAGUGUUUCAGGACCGAGCUGCGAAGUGCUUAGUUUACCGCCCAUCACACAAAGUCCAAAUGUUGCGUUAAAACCAAUUUAGAUGCAGAGAUAAUCAGUUUUAGUACCUACUGUUCAUCAAGAGAGUGUCUCAAGAACCUUUAUGGAUUUUGAUGUUUUUCUCCAAGGAAUUGGUACAUAAACAAGGAAUUUUAGUAUAUGGGACAACAUAUUGCAAAUCUAUAUAGCGUGUCGACGGCUACGUCGAGGAGGCAUCCCAGUAUAGUCCCGCCUCCCAGCAAGGAACUCAGCCCUCUCCCCAUUCCAGAGCCACCACGCCUAUGGAAUGUCUGCCUUACGGCUCCGAACCACAGCAGCCAGAGAAUUAUCCCACAAACAUGCGGGCCGAUGGUGGCGAUUACGUUAUUUACAAUCAUCGCAUGGACGAGAUACACCUGGAGGAAGGCGCGAACUCCCAGUACCUGCAGCUCGACACAGUUCAGGGCGUCGCGUCGAGUUCGCCGAACGGCAGCGGCACGUCGAGUCCCGGCUCGCCGAGGAGGGCGGUUUUGACACAUUUAAAUUCGGUACCGCCGAACGAACAGGGAAAUUUGGAGGGGCCGCAGCUGACACAGUUGUCGCAUCACAUCAGCUACUCCGGAAAUUUGGAGUCAUCGGGAAACAUUGCCGGCCCUUUGUACUCCGGUAACGUGGGAAGCUACCCCGGUGGAGGGAUGCCGUUGUACAACGCGGAAUCUCCAGAAAUGGUAUCGCAGAACCCGGCGCAAAUGUGGACCAACUCCGGUGCAGUAAGCACGAGCCAAGGGUUGCAACUCCCGGACGACUACCCGCGGGUCUCCUCCUCGGGCGGCGCCGGAAACAACAGCCUCCCCGGCUUCAAUCGCCUACCCACCUUCCCCAAUCACAGGGGCGCGCCGUACCGGGUGCCGAACCGCGUCCCCUACGCCGACUGGCAGUACUCCCCCGAAAACCAGGGCCCGAUCCAGUACAGCCUGAUGUCGCCCCAAAAUAACGUAAGAAAUCGCCCGCCGCCCGUCGCGGGCUUAUCGGCGGCCGCCUCCUUAUCAGCGAUAGACGGAAGGGCAGCUGAAUAUUUCACCGAAGGGAGAGAAUGUGUGAACUGUGGUGCAAUCGAUACACCUCUCUGGCGUCGGGACGGCACCGGACAUUAUCUUUGCAAUGCCUGUGGCCUCUACCAUAAGAUGAAUGGCAUGAAUAGGCCCCUUGUAAAGCAACCACGUCGAUUGUCUGCUUCACGACGUGUGGGAUUAACCUGCACCAACUGCCAUACAAGCACCACGUCCCUCUGGAGGCGAAACGCGCUAGGAGAACCGGUCUGUAACGCCUGCGGCUUGUACUUCAAGCUACACGGUGUUAACCGACCUUUAGCCAUGAAGAAGGAUAGUAUUCAGACUAGGAAACGCAAACCGAAAGGUACGAAGGAAGUGAACGGAAACACCCCAAACCUAUCGAACUCUCUUUCGACCUCCUCCCCCAACAUCAAGCUGGAACACGGUCUUCCGGGUAUAAAAAUCGAGCACGGACUAGAUAACUACAGCGACAUACGCACGAUGACCUCAAUGAACCACCUCCAACACCCCGCAUCGACCAACAGUUACUCGUACAACACGACCCAGAGCCAGAGAUUAUCACCCUACGGUUCCUCGCAGCCGUCCCCCCAGAUGGGCUACUACGACAUAAUGCCGCAGGCCAGCCCCAGCCCCCCGUCCACCACCUCCCCGAGCCCGAACUCACCACACAUCGUCAACAAUAACAACAACAAUACCAAAGUUAUUAUCAACGGCGAGCACAUGGAUCGACCGACCGUCGUAUCUCUCUCAUCCUAAGUUUGAAGGCGCGCGAGAAUCGCGUCGAGUGUGAUACACAGCUAGGGCAAAGUUUUUUUGUUUUAAGUUAAUGACAAACUUGUUUAUACGUAGACACCCUUUUAGUUUUAGAAUUUUUUCUUUUUGAUUUUUGCAGUUUGUAAAAGUGGACCUUUUUUACAAACUUUUACUAACAAACCAAAGAAUAAAGUUUGUGCAAAUUCUUUUGUUGGAAAGUGCUUAUGUACAAAUAUUUAUGUUUACGUUAAGUUGUAUAGGAUACGAGUUAUUUUUUAUACAAAAGAAUUGUUUAGGUUAUGACGCCUGCGAUUUGACUGAUUUAAUCAAACCCUCCCCCUUCUCUCUCUCUCUAUUAUCAUAGUUGCUGCUAGAUUAGAGUGCCUCUAUCUAGUGGAGAGUGUCAAAUCUAAUCAUUCUGUAACGUAUAGUUUAAUGAGUUAUUUUUUUUUAUUUGUUGUAAAAAUUGUUUAUAGUGAAAGCAAUUAUGUUAUCAACUGUUAAUAUUUUAUACUAGUUUUAAGUAAAUAAGUUUUCUCUAUGUUUACAAAACAGUUUGUAUCGUUUGAUAAUAAAAUUUAAGUUUAACUGUA